Messenger RNA from Cotesia glomerata, 3054 nucleotides. RefSeq lists its product as uncharacterized. The coding region runs from base 196 to 2931 and encodes 911 amino acids. NCBI's taxonomy places the organism in Eukaryota, Metazoa, Arthropoda, Insecta, Hymenoptera, Braconidae. The record is from RefSeq and is a predicted model, not a curated record. The transcript is spliced from 11 exons. Gene Ontology annotation, molecular function: GTP binding.
UCUUGAGGAGGCAAGCCAGCUAGCACAGCAGAUUUAGUCCGGCAAGAAGACGCACGGGCUGGUGGUAAAUUUUUUUAAGACGAGGGUUUUAGAAUCGACGUGGGACAGUUUAUUGUGAGUGCACAGUUGCUGAACACCACUCAAAACUGGGUGUGAUUCGGUGUGAUUUUCAGUAGUGGCUAGUGAAACGACGGGAUGACGGGCUCGGCACGUCUGAGACCCGUUGUCGUGGUGGGCCUCAUACUUGCUCUUCUAGCUGUCGCCUUACGGGAAGUGCAAGGUGAUGAUCAGCUGGAUGUAUCUGAAGUUCAGUGCCGACCUUUUAUCGAAAAAGCUUUGAAAGAUCUUGGAACAGGUAAUGUUGAAGAAGGCAGUAGAGAAGAUGAUGGACAAGGUAGUGAUCAGGGAGGAAGUUAUGAACAAGUUCAAGGGAGUAAUGAAGAACAAAGUGAUGGAAAAGAAGAUGAUAAAAGUGAUGGCCAGAGUGGAGAGCAAACUGAUGGUCUAAGUGGAGAACAAAUUGAAGCAACUGAUGGCCAAAGUGAAGAAAAAUCUGAUGUAGGUGAUGGUCAAAGUGAAGAAAAAUCUGAUGUAGGUGAUGGCCAAAGUGAAGAAGAAAAAGCUGAUGUAGUUGAUGUUCAAAGUGAAGAAGAAAUAACUGAUGGUAAAAGUGAAGAAGAAAAAGCUGAUGGUCAAAGUGAAGAAGAAAUAACUGAUGGUAAAAGUGAAGAAGAAGUAACUGAUGGUAAAAGUGAAGAAGAAAAAGCUGAUGGCCAGAGUGGAGAAACUCAAGAAGUUCAAGAUCAAGCUGAUGAACCUGAUCAGAAAGAAGGAAGUGAAGAAAGUACGACAGAAAUACCUGAAUCUGGUGAACAAAGUGAAGAUAAUAAGGAGUCAUUAGAACAGAGUACUGAAAAAUCUGACGAGCCUGAACAAGAGUCUAAAGAAGCUGAUAAAGCAGAUGAAAGUCAGGAAAAUACUGAAAGAGAAACUACCGAAAUCGAGAAGGACGAAACUGCAGAAAAAUCUGACGAGGUUGUAGAACCGGCUGACGAAAUCGAUUCAAAAGAAACUGACCAAGAAAAUACAGAGGAAAAUAAAUCCGAGGAGACUGGUGAUGCUGAAAAGAGUGAAGAAGUAGGUGAACAAGAUAAAACUGAGGAAAUCGUUGCCGAGUCUGGAGAAACUGGGGAAACUAAGGAAGAAGUUGAUGCUACUGGAGAAGCUAAGAGUGAAGAAGUUGGGAGUGGAGAAGCUAGCGCAGAAGAUACUAAAGAGAAUCAAUCUGUAGAGGAGGUCGUCGAGUCUGAAGAAGCUAAAGUUUCUGAAGCUGAGAAAAGCGAUGAGAAUACAGUUGAGGAAGGAAGCGAAGAAAAGAAAGAAAGUGAGGAAAAGGGUGAAGAAAACGAAGUGGUAUCACGCGAGAAACGGGAUGUAGGAGAAGAAAGCGCUGAAGGCGAGCAAGAAAAGUCAGAGGAAGAAGCUGCUCAAGGCUCUACUGAAGAUGGUGAAGAACCAUCUCCUGAAGAAGACUUGAUCCAAGAAAUAGAGAUCCCUGAAAAUCUGAGGUCUCGUGAUCACAUUAACCAGAUCUUGAGGCUGGACCAAGAAAAUGAAGAAAAAGAAGCGGCUAUUGCUAAAGCCGCUGAUGUUGUUCUCAAAGAGUUGAAGCGGUUGUAUGACACAGCUAUUCAACCGUUGGAAACUCUGUACAAGUACCGAGAUCUCAGUAAUCGUCACUUUGGAGAUCCAGAGAUAUUCUCAAAGCCACUGAUUCUCUUUAUGGGCCCAUGGAGUGGUGGAAAAUCUUCCAUUAUUAAUUAUCUCCUUGAUAAUGAGUACAAGACCACCGCACUCAGAACUGGCGGUUCGCAAGAGUGCUCUGAAGAGUCUUGCGAAUCGCCAACUCAAACUGAUCCAGGAGCGGAGCCAUCACCGGCGUACUUUAACAUUGUCAUGCACGGAGAGGAAGAAGAAGUGUUGGAUGGAACUCAGUUGGCUGCCGACUGGACCUUCUCUGGUCUUCAGAAGUUCGGGCAAGGACUCCUGGACCGCUUGAGAGGCUUGAAGCUCAACAAUAAAUUAUUGGAAAAGGUGAACAUCGUUGAGAUUCCAGGAAUUUUGGAGAUCAGAAAGCAAGUACAGAGACUCUUUCCGUUCAACGAUGCCUGCCAGUGGUUCAUUGACAGAGCAGAUAUCAUUUUCUUGGUCUACGAUCCGUCUAAAUUGGACGUUGGGCCAGAAACUGAGGCAAUUUUGGAUCAACUUAAAGGACGAGAGUACCAAACAAGGAUUGUUCUCAACAAAGCUGACCAAGUGAAGCCAGAAGAACUGAUGAGGGUCCAAGGCGCUCUGAUAUGGAACAUAUCUCCUCUAAUGUCAAGCGCAGAGCCGCCUAUCAUGUACUCCACAUCUCUUUGGUCUAUGCCAUACGAAGUUGGCGCUCCAACUCGUCUUCUCUACGCCCAAGAACGCGCAUUUUUGAGGGACUUGCGAUCGGCCAUCGACAAAAGAGUCGAGCACAAAAUCGCCAGCGCGAGAAGAUUUGCCGUGAGAGUUCGUAAUCACGCAAAGAUGGUGGACUGCUACUUAACGACCUACUACAACCACAAGACCUUCUUCGGUAGCAAAAAAGACAUAAGCGACAGAAUAAUCGAAAACCCUCAAGAGUAUCACAUCUACGAAGGACUUAGCACACUGACAAAUAUCUCCCGAUAUGAUUUGCCAGAUCCAGACGUGUACCGCGACUUCUUCCGGCUGAACCAGCUGUAUGACUUCCCGCUGCUGAGUUCAACGUGCACGUACUUCCGUGGGUGUCCCAUCAACAGGCUCGACGUGGCCAUUGCUUACGACUUGCCCGAGCUAGUCGGAAAAUACAAGAAGGCUGUUGAAGCAGCAGUACACGAAGACGACAAGCCUCCAGCAAGUUGAAGGAGUUUUUAAGUAAAGUGCGAUUAUUCGCAAGAAAAAUUCGGGCUCGACUUUUGAACUCUUAAAUUAACAAAGCCCUAAUUAACAAACAAAUGAAAAAAGAAUGAAAGAGUUUAAGUUAAA